AUGAGAUCACCUGAAAUCGAGUCUUAUGUUGAUGCGUUUCCUCUUGGCGAAAUUAUGCAGACCUCUGGUAUUGGUGAAGUGGUUAAGAGCAAUAAUUCAAAAUAUAAAAUUAAUGAUUUAUAUUCUGGAUUUACUGGAUGGGAAGAAUACUCGGUGAUCUCAGCCAACGAUGCAAAUCAAAAUGCAGGUUUUAUUGAAAUUUUAAAUUCUAGUAGAGUGUCCGGGUCCCCUCCCAUUAGCUAUUUUCUAGGUGUGUUGGGUAUGCCUGGCAUGACAGCUUAUACUGGAUUAUUUAAAAUCGGCCAACCAAAAAAAGGCGAAACUAUUUUUGUUUCAACAGCAGCAGGCGCGGUAGGCCAAGUUGUUUGUCAAAUCUCCAAAAUUUUGGGUUUACGUGUCAUUGGAUCUGCUGGCGAUGAUAGUAAGAUUGAUUUUCUUUUAAAUGAAUUGAAAAUAGAUGGAGCCUUCAAUUAUAAAAAAUCUGACACCAAAAAGAAAUUGGAAGAAUUAUGUCCAAAUGGAAUAGAUAUUUAUUUUGAUAAUGUUGGAGGAGAGACAUUGGAUAUAACAUUACCCCAAUUAAAUAAAAAUGGAAGGGUAGUGGUUUGUGGAAUGAUGUCACAAUACAAUGUUGAAGAACAAUAUGGUCUUAAAAAUGGUAUUUACAUUCUUACAAAAAGCCUUCUUGUUCAAGGCUUUAUUGUAGUGGAUUAUUAUAAAGAAUUUUAUGCGAACUUCAUAAAAGAUAUGAAUCAAUGGUUGGGAUCUUCCCUAAUAAAGUAUCAAGAGAAUAUUGUUGUAGGGAUCGAAAAUUCGCCUGAUGCUUUUUUGGGAAUGUUGAAUGGUAAAAAUUUUGUUGAUCAUCCUGAUAUGUCAAUUAGAAAAAUGUCAAGGGUAGUGGUUUGUGGAAUGAUGUCACAAUACAAUGUUGAAGAACAAUAUGGUCUUAAAAAUGGUAUUUACAUUCUUACAAAAAGCCUUCUUGUUCAAGGCUUUAUUGUAGUGGAUUAUUAUAAAGAAUUUUAUGCGAACUUCAUAAAAGAUAUGAAUCAAUGGUUGGGAUCUUCCCUAAUAAAGUAUCAAGAGAAUAUUGUUGUAGGGAUCGAAAAUUCGCCUGAUGCUUUUUUGGGAAUGUUGAAUGGUAAAAAUUUUG
Molecule: messenger RNA, 1153 nt
Organism: Entrophospora sp. SA101
Lineage: Eukaryota; Fungi; Glomeromycota; Glomeromycetes; Entrophosporales; Entrophosporaceae
Source: the annotation of a GenBank genome assembly